GCGGCCCCGGCGGGGAUGUCCCGCAAGCAGGCGGCCAAGGCCCGGCCCGCCACCGGCGCCAGGAAGGGCCGGCGGCCCCGGCAUUCCCCCGCCGGACCGGCCCCGGGCCCCGCUCCGGCCCACAGCGGCGGCGGUUUCGCCGGGCAGCUCCGCGCCCUCGGCCUCAAGCUGCGGGAGGUGCCGGGAGAUGGCAACUGCUUGUUCCGGGCCCUGGGGGACCAGCUGGAGGGACACUCCAGGAACCACCUGCGGCACCGCCAGGAGACCGUGGAGUUCAUGCUGAGGCAGCGCGGGGACUUCGAGCCUUUUGUGGAGGAUGAUGUGCCCUUUGACAAACACGUUGCCAAUUUGGCCAAGCCUGGUACUUUUGCUGGCAAUGAUGCUAUUGUGGCCUUUGCAAGGAACAAUCAAAUGAAUGUGGUUAUUCAUCAGCUUAACGCUCCACUGUGGCAGAUCCGGGGCACAGACAGGAGCGAUGCCAGGGAGCUGCACAUCGCCUACAGGUACGGGGAGCACUACGACAGCGUCAGGAGGAUCAGUGAUGACUCACAGUCUCCAGCCUAUCUUCGGAUGGAGAUGCUUUGCCAGAACAAUUCAAAUAAGUCAGAGGAAGUGAAGCCACAGAAGGGUGACUCUGAAGACGAGACUGAAGUGGAGCUGGAAGAUGCUGUACAAAAAGUGUGCAAUGCAACUGGGUGUUCAGACAUUGAUUUAGUAAGCCUCGUUCUGGAAGUGGAGGACUACAACGUGGAAUCUGCAAUAUUUGCCAUCUUGCAGGUGAAGGAAGGGGAAGGAAUAGGUACCGAGGAGCAGCAGGAGCCCCCGGGCAGGGAGCAGAAAUCCUGCAGCAGGACACUGUGGGAAGAGAAUGGAACUGGUUCAAGAAUCUUUGGAAAUCAGAGCUUGCAUCAAGGUGAAGCAGAAAACAGCAAGGAGCAAGCUGGAUCCAGGGAAGAGAACCGAGCCAGCAGAAACCCAAAGGUAGCCAAGAAACAAAGGAAGGAGCAGCAGCGGCUGGAGAAGAAGAAGCGGCAGGAGGAGAGGCACCGGCAGAAGGUCCUGGCCACCAAGAGGGACAGUGCAGACACCAGGACAGAGCCAGAGCCAGCCAACCACGUCACCCUGGUGAAGGCCAUGGCAGCCCUAAACAUAUGACUCAGUGCUUUCAUGAGAAAAGCAAAUAAAACAAAGAAGACAAAAUUCCCCUAGGAGAAUUUCCAGGCACCCGUGGUUAUUUUAAAAUCCGUCUCUGGUGAGAUUUCCAAGAAAAAGAGAACUUCCUCUUCCCUUGCUUGUGGGGAGGACAAUUGCUCAUUGAUUCUGCAUCAACCUGUGGUGAGAAGAGUUGUUUAAACUUAACAGGAAGUAAAGACUUGAGUCUGUAGUCUUGGAGUUAGAUGAAGGUGAGAACCUUUUCUUCACACAACGGUGUCAGAUUUGUUUUGACAUCUCUUGAUGUGCCUGGUCUUGUUUGGUUUGGUUUUUUUGCCUUUUAUUUGGUUAUGCCUAGAGGAGCUUUAUUUUACCUUGCUGUCAGGGAAAGCUUUACAAAUACCAACUCAGGAAUAUCUCUGGUGGGUCUUUUUCUAUUUAAAUUCAAAUAAAGUAAGAGAACAGAGUCCCAGAAUCCUCUCCAAAGCAAAGUGUGUCAGUCAGCGCUGUCUCAAACGUGACAUUCCUCUUUUGUUUGCCAUGCAGGAAUGCAGUGACAAGUUUUAAUCUCACUGGAAUUGCUGGCAUUGCUCUGGGCUGGUUCAGAAGUGAUGAAUACAUGGAGAUGGGGAUUGUUGCAUCCAUGCUUGCUGAGGUUUGGGAUCAGCUCCUUUAAGAUGAGACCUGUAGUGGGGAAAAAGACCUCCCCAAAACAAUGAUCCCAGUGGACUCAUGAGAAUGCAGAGCUGAUUCUUCCAGUUUGGUAAAAUGUGACAGGAACAGGCUUAAAGUGUCUGGUGAGUUGUUGUUACUUGAACACCUGGAAUCUCUUUCCCCUUUUCCAGAGUUUUUGGUUAUUCCAGGGCUUUAGUCCAAACCAGGAGCUGGAUAGGUGUUAAUAACCAAAUGAAAUUACUAUAGCCAAAGGACCAAGGGUCUUGGGAAGAAGCUUCCAAGCAGCAGUGAUCCCUGGGAGCCUAUUUCACUUCAUAAUAAAUCAAGCUUUUUUCCAGGGUAGGAUUUUUUUCCAUCUCAAAUUCCAUUUUGGUGAGGUCACCAAAUAGGAUGUAAGCUUGACUCCUGUGGUGUUUUCCACUGUAGGACUGAGAAUUCGAGGUGCAAGGACUGUGGGACUCAGCCUUUGUUUUAUGGCUCACAGUGUUUCAGCUCCACUCAGGUUUUUGGGCUUGUAGCAAGCCCUAAGCUUGAAGAAAUCACAUUUAUUAAUCAAAUUACAGGAGACACCUUAUCAGCCAGGGCAGAGGUGAAAGGGAUUUUUAAAAAGGAAGAAGUGUUGCAUUUGAAAAAUUUGUCUGUGCUUUAAAGUUUAUGAAUGUUUUUUUUUUACUGAACUGCCAAGAACUGGGCUGAUACUUGAUGUGCUCUGCUGCUGUUACUUGAAGAAUAAAAAGAAAGGAGUUCUUCUGGAAGAACUGGUGGUGUUGGAAUUCCUUUUUCUCCAAAACAGUCAUUUUUACAGUAGUGGGAAGAGAGGUGAGUCACAGCUUCGUGGGGAGAAAGUGCAAUUUCCUUCAGGGGGUGAUGAGUUGUGACAGCAGGUUUGGCAAGGCAGUGCAGGUGGCUGUGUCACCUGUGUCCUGCCCUGCAGUUUGGUCUGAAAGGCAGGUGUGUUCUGCAGGUUUGAAAAGAUAAAGAGUUUGCAGUUGUGCACUCUGAGAGGUUUGAUCUUAAUGAAUUGGGUUUUUGUCCUCUGGAGCCAGAGCUGAUAAGGGAUUUGUUGUUGGCUGGAGCUUGGGAGCUGUGAAAGGAGCUGUCCUGGAGGCUGAGGAGGGAACUCAAACCUCACCCCAUCGUGUGCAGGAUGAAAGAGGGGGUCAGCAACAGCAGCACAAACAGCAGAGGAAGAGACUGGCCCAAAGCUUGUGGCCUCUGAUACAUGGAACAAAAUCUGGGGCUGAAAAUGCUUUCAUUUCUGAGUGUAAUAUGAUUAAAAUAAACUCUUAAUGUGCUGGGCUCACA
Parus major (Great Tit) is the source of this 3132-nucleotide messenger RNA. It is a transcript of the gene OTUD3, whose product is annotated as OTU deubiquitinase 3. The record is from RefSeq and is a predicted model, not a curated record. The coding region runs from base 16 to 1155 and encodes 379 amino acids. The transcript has 8 exons. Gene Ontology annotation, biological process: protein deubiquitination. NCBI's taxonomy places the organism in Eukaryota, Metazoa, Chordata, Aves, Passeriformes, Paridae. Gene Ontology annotation, molecular function: cysteine-type deubiquitinase activity.